Molecule: messenger RNA, 768 nt
Organism: Rotaria socialis
Lineage: Eukaryota; Metazoa; Rotifera; Eurotatoria; Philodinida; Philodinidae
Source: the annotation of a GenBank genome assembly
AUGACUGAUUUCUACGAAAUACUCGAAAUUGAAAAAACAGCUACUGAUGAUGAAGUAAAAAAAGCAUAUCGUCGAUUAGCUUUAAAAUGGCAUCCUGAUAAAAAUCUUUCAAAUAAAAAACAAGCUGAAGAAAAAUUUAAAUUAAUAUCGGAAGCUUAUGAAGUUAUAUCUGAUAAGGAAAAACGUCGAAAAUAUGACCUGUUAGGACGAGCAGGUUUAUCAAAUAAUCACAGCAAUAAUUCACAUUCAUCUAAUGGUGGUUAUUCAAGAUUUUCAGAAGAUUUUCUUAAUCGUACAUUUCAUUUUCACAAUCCAUUUGAUAUAUUCGAACAAUUUAUGUCUCAUUUUGGUGGAAUGGAUGAUGAUUUCGGUUUUGGCAGGAAUCCAUUCGCUGAUUUUCAUCAUCCUCAUAGUCGUUUUGGAAAUUAUAGUUCAUCAUCGUCAUCACGGCGUGACCCCCAUCGACAUCAAAUGGCAUUAUUUGAUAGUAUGUUCUCACCUAUGCGAAUGUCUUUAUUUGAUCGUGAUUCAUUUGGACAUGAUUUGAGCGGAAAUCAUGUUGGAUCAAUAACAUCAGUUAAUUUUUCAUUUGGUAGUGGAAAUGCUCGACCCAUAUCAAAGAAAACAACAAAAUCAACUAAAAUAGUCAAUGGUCGUCGCGUUGUCACUACAAGAGUAGAAGAAAACGAUCAAACAACAGAAACAAUUGAAGAAGAUGGUCGAUUAACAUCACGAAAAGUGAAUGGAGUUUUACAAGCAAUUAAAUGA